Betta splendens (Siamese fighting fish) is the source of this 3185-nucleotide messenger RNA. RefSeq names its product otolith matrix protein (gene otomp). Gene Ontology annotation, cellular component: plasma membrane; recycling endosome; early endosome. Gene Ontology annotation, biological process: iron ion transport. The transcript is spliced from 10 exons. NCBI's taxonomy places the organism in Eukaryota, Metazoa, Chordata, Actinopteri, Anabantiformes, Osphronemidae. The record is from RefSeq and is a predicted model, not a curated record. Bases 328 to 1455 code for a protein of 375 amino acids.
CCAUUGUCUGCAGCUUUUUAAUUAAAGACCCCGGGUCGACACUCUGUGCCAGGUGACCUAAACGGCUCCAAGGCUACAUAUGUCUCCCACUAUCCUCUCUACUGGGGAUAAGUCUCAGUGGAUAAUUGGAGGGGGAAAUGCUAUACCGCUAUCAUGAGAUGGAGGAAGGAUUAUCUACUGAGGACUUCGACUUAAGAAGCACGGCUAGAGGAAUAAUGACCAGGUUAUAAGAGGAGGAGGGGGCACCUGAGUGGAUUUUUUCAAUGAAGUUCUUCAUCGCUCUUGAAUUAGACAGGUUCCCAAAGCAGAUUUCGCACCAGAGCCAACAUGAAGCGUCUCGAGAGAAACCUGCCCUCAGGUUUUCUGCUUCUGCUGCCUCUUCUGUCCGUCAGCUGUGUCUCCAAUCCAAAGACUACAGUUUCCUGGUGUGUGCUGUCCGAUGCUGAAGAGCAGAAGUGUCUGGAUCUGGCUGGGAAUGCCACGGCCCGGAACGUUAGGGGAACGCUGCAGUGCGUCCGCGGCCUGAGCACCAGAGACUGCAUGGACAAAAUCAAGAACGGGACGGCAGAUGCCGCCUCCAUGUUUGCAGAUGACAUAUAUGCGGCUGGGCUGUGCCACGGCCUGGAGCUGUCUGCAGGAGAGUCCCACAACGGAGUGGACGGCAUCGGCUACUACGUGGUGGUGAUGGCCCGUCGCUCCACUUCGGACCUGUCGCUGCUGGAGAUGCACGAGCGCAGCUCCUGCCACCCCGGCAUACGGACCACGGUGGGGUGGACUGUGCCCAUUGGCUACCUGGUCAACACCUCCCAGAUCAGUGUGGGGGAGCAGUGCAACUUCCCCAGAGCGGUCGGGAACUUCUUUGGCUACAGCUGUGUGCCAGGCGUGAAGGAUCCCCAGCAUGACCCCAGAGGCAACAACCCCAAGAACCUGUGCGAGGCGUGCAUCGGAGACGAGAACGACCGGCACAUCUGCGCCAACAACCACAAGGAGAGACACUACGGGGAGUCCGGGGCUCUGAGAUGUGUGGCUGAAAACCUUGGCGACGUGGCUUUUGUCAAACACACGACGGUCUUCGACAAUAUGGACGGUAAGAACCAGGAGUCCUGGGCCCUGGACCUGGAGCUGGAGGACCUGAAGCUGCUGUGUCCCGACGGCACCGAGGCCGGUCUGGACGAGUACGAGCGGUGCCACCUGGCAGCCGUUCCCACCAACGCUGUGGUGGUGCGCGUGGAGGAUAAGUGUCGCGUCUGGAAGUACCUGGAGCGUUUACAGAAUGUGUUUGGCAACAGCACCGAGGGCUUCAGCCUGUUCAGCUCAGCAGGCUACGGAGAAUCCGAUCUGCUCUUUAGCGAUGCCACCCACCACCUGCAAAGGGUUCUGGGUAGCUACACCUCUUGGCUGGGCCCCACUUACACCACCAUGCUGCAAGCCUUUGAGUGUGAGGGCUUCUGCUGAUGGAACAGGAGGAAGACAUCCAGCGCAUCAGCUUCCACUCCAUCCCUCUCUCCCCUGCUUCCGUUCUGCAUCCCCUCCCUGCCAUCUGUGUCCUUCUGCCUCGCCACGUCUCCUCCUCUCUUUUAUUUUUAUAUUUUUUUUAGCUUGGCCUGAAUCCUUGCCCUCUUCCAACGUAGUACAUCUUCUAAUAUCCUGCCUGGCAGGGUAGGACAUUGCUUAGAGUGGCUAAUUGGCUCGGAGAGAACUUCCAGAUUAACGUCCAUGAAAUUCAACAUGGGGGUUUUAAGCGAAUCCGGAGACAGAUUUAGAAACAAAAGGCAGCGCUGUAGUUUUGAUGGUGGCAGACUUUUCCUCCGCGCCCUCAGUUCCUAACCUGUACUUGGGAAACUAUGCUCUUCUCAGCCUGUUGCAUUAGUCUGAGCUUCGGUACCGCCCUCCCUCCUCCCACAGGGUCCGUCUCUGGCACUGAACAACUGGGUGCUAUUAACUUUUGAGCUUAGAAGUCUCAGUUACUCUAUGUGUGUGUUUGUGUCUGUGUGCAUGUGUGUGACUAUACCCCUUUUUUCCCACAGCCAUUAUUGCCCUAAUUGGCAGUCUGGCGUAUUACGCUGUUCGUGUGUGAGCGAGAGAGAGAUAGAGAGAGAGUGUGUGUGUUUGUGUGUGUGUGUGUAUGUGUGUGUCUGUGUGUGUGUCUGUGUGUGUGUCUGUGUGUGUGUUGGUAGGACUGCUGCUUUCCCAUGGCUUGUAUAGCUUACGACUCUGGAUCACUGCUUUCUCACGUCUGGUAUGAUGGACAGCACCGUGCCAGCUCGCUGUUUAUUGUUACACUAUACAGUUAGGAGGGAGCGGAUUAGAGCUCAGGCUGCCUUCAAUGACCCGCGAGUGAGUCUUUCUUAAAAACCUUUGUUCCUUUCCUCAUUUGUGACAACAUUUGCAUCUAAAUGUUCUCUUUAAAACCCCCUUUGUGCCUCACCUGCUUCUGUUUUACCUACAAAGCAACACCUAUAUUUUAGCAUGGCUACCAAUAGGCACUAACACACUGAGUGUAAGCAUCACUAACAGGACGCUGGUGUUACGAGAAGAAAUUAGUUAGUGCAGUGUGUAGUAUUAAAAAAUUGUCACAAGGAGACAAUUACUGAAUUAAUGUGCUAUGACAAACUGGUGAUUAUCAAGAAAACGCGUACGAUCAUUUAUUUUGGUGACAUGUUUGGGUCACUGUAAUUAAAGGAAAUCACCAGCCUGUUUAAAAAGCCUUACUUGACACACGGAAUCAUGUACUGUAAAAUGUUAAACAGGCUGUAAUUCUCAUCUAUAUUUUAUUCACACUCUGCACCGCGGAGCAUGACAAUAAACUCACACCGGAUGAAGUUCUCCUUAUCGGCCUGGUGUUUGACCUCAGUGCGCUGCCAGAACACAAACGCGGGAAUUUUGAGUUCAUCUGCGGAGACAAUGGGGCGUUUUUGUUGUUUGUUUUUUUUUAUUACAAUUCUCUCAUAUUUCUCCUCCUGAGGCGAAACCUCAUGUCACGCUUUGAGUCCUGACGGUAGAGACUCCCCCGGGUGUGAAUGAGCAGCUCCUUAGUGAAGGCUAAAGGCGACUCGCCUCCUCGAGCUCUGCUGUGAACCAUUGGUGCUGUUUGUUUGAACAGUCUUGAUGAAAACGCCUGAACGCGUAGGGCUGCAAACCUUUUUUCUUUUCCAGCCAAUUAAACGUACGAUGAUAAAAGAAAA